Messenger RNA from Melanaphis sacchari, 7101 nucleotides. RefSeq names its product tyrosine-protein phosphatase 10D (gene Ptp10D). The record is from RefSeq and is a predicted model, not a curated record. Gene Ontology annotation, biological process: protein dephosphorylation. Lineage: Eukaryota; Metazoa; Arthropoda; Insecta; Hemiptera; Aphididae. Gene Ontology annotation, molecular function: protein binding; protein tyrosine phosphatase activity. The transcript has 23 exons. The coding region runs from base 1000 to 7011 and encodes 2003 amino acids.
UUUUGUUAUUAUUUGCCGUUCUCCGCGCGUUAGUUAGUAUCUAGUAGUAGUGGCAGUGAGCCGUCGUCGCGGUCGUUGUGAAAGCAAUUAUUACCGUUGUCACAGGCAGGUAAAUGUGGUAGUGUGUGCGUGUUGGACCGUGCGUUACGUGUUUACCAGGCCUUAGGGAUCCGCGAACAGAUUACGAAAGCAGCGACACUCGGUUUUGGUGUUCGCCCGUUCGUUAGUGUACGGUAGACGGUCGUGGUAGUGGUUGAUGGUGGUGGUAAACGCGCAACGACACAGGUAUUACAGUAGCAGUCGUUUUUUUACUUUCUCGCCCGAUUUCGUCGUGUGAAAUCACGAGACACUUUUUUUCUCAUAUAUUCCUAUACGUUUGUAUUUUAAUUUUUUUUUUUUUUCUAUCCGUGUAUACCAAAAACAGUAUCGAUUGGUUGUAAUUGUGUCAGUAUUAUUGUGAUUAUUAAUUAUUAGAUCUUAGCCCUCGGUGUCCAGUGUUUUAUCUAUGUGUGUAUUUGUAUUUUGAUAAGUGUUUUGUGUAUUACACCAUCGUGUAUUCUCAAUAUCGGUCUUCCCACAACUAUUGUAACGACUCGUAUUGGCGCACAGAAGUUGAAACGUUGAUAACAGCGAGACAGUUUACAAAUCGGACAAGAACUUUUUAACGACAAUAUAUUUGAUUGCUUUGUGAUUUCUAACAAAAUGCUGUGAUUGUUAUCAAUAUCAAUCAGAACUGCACAUCAAACGGUUAUUGAGAUAUGAUCGGCGGCUUUUUCUGUAUGUGUUGUGAUAAAACUGAAGACGUCAUUCAACAAACAGUAUUUCAAUGUAAUUUUGCAAAAUGUAGUACCUAUAUUCCUAAUAGUAACGGGUCUACAUAUUACAAUUCCUCUUGCUCAAUCUACUAUACUCAAAACGGCUUGUUUUUAUAGCUGUAAUAUAAGUAAUUAACUUUGUUGCUCAUUUUCUACUAUUAGUUUAAGUAUCAAUAAGUCAACAAUGAAAAUGUGGAUAGUAUUACUGCUGUUCUUUGCUGUUAAAACUGGUAAAGCGGCUGAUUUAGCUAUACAAUUGCUUCCAUCAAAUUCGUUGCCAUUUGCAUCUCCAUUACAACAAGCUUAUUAUAGAUUUGAUUAUCUACCUCCAUACGGCAAUCCCCCAGCAAACACAACUAUUGCUGCUCAAGACAUAGGUGAUGUAAUACAUUUUUCUCAAGCCUUGCCGGGGACCCGUUAUGACUUUUGGUUAUACUAUAGUAAUUCAAGCAUAGGCAGCAAUUCAAUAAGUAACAAUUCCCCACAACCAACUCCAGGAAGUGUAAUUGUUCCAGUUGGAUCUGGUACAGAAACACUCAUAAAUGGAGCUGUUACUAGUUCUUUACCACCCCAGCCACAAUGGUUGCUCACUUGGACUGCAUCAAUUACUACUGCUCCUGAUCCACCUACAAAUUUAACUGUAACUGUAAAAGGUGGAAAAACAGCCCACGUCCAAUGGUCACCUCCAGUGUUGGGAAACUACAAUGGAUUUAAACUGAAAGUUAUCAGUUUGUCUCCAUCUUCUACAUCAAGUAUAGUGCAACAACAACAAGAACAGUUGGUGAAAAUUGUUGAUGCUACUGGCUCUCCAUCCACUGCUUCAUCUCAAACUGAUUUAUCUAGAGAUACGUUGCAACAAUAUGUUUUGAAAGAUUUGACACCUGGAGCUACCUAUCAGUUACAAUUGUUUACUGUGUAUGAUCAUAAAGAAAGCGUAGCUUAUAUAUCUAAAAAUUUUACAACUAAACCCAGUACUCCAGGAAAAUUUAUUGUAUGGUUCAGAAAUGAAACUACAUUGUUGGUGCUUUGGCAACCUAGUUAUCCAGCUAGUGUAUUCACUCAUUAUAAGGUAAGUGUUGAACCUCAGGAUUCGCCUGAGUCAACAGUUUAUGUUGAAAGGGAAGGUGAACCACCAGGUCCAGCACAAGCUGCAUUUAAAGGUCUUGUUCCUGGGCGUGCAUACAACAUAAGUGUACACACUGUAAGUGAAGAUGAAACAUCUGCACCAACAACUGCUCAAUACCGUACUAUUCCUUUAAAACCAUUAAAUGUAGCUGUAGAUCCUAGAUAUAUAAGUUCAUAUGGUCUACGAAUACACUGGGAACCACCAAAAGGACUUUGUGAAUUUGACAAAUAUCAAAUAUCUGUCAAUGUUAAGAGGCCAUCACCACAAUCUUCAUUAAAUCAACUAGCAUCUCAUCGUAGCAUUAGUGAUCAAACCCAACAAACAACUACUCCAAUAACACUUACUCGUCCUCGUGAUGGUGAUGGUUCUAAUUCUGGAGGAUCAACACAAUGGUGUGAUGUAUACGAUACACAGUUAUUACAACCAGGUCGAACUUAUCAAGUUCUUGUGAAGACAGUUUCUGGAAAAGUGGCUUCUUGGCCUGCUUCUGUGAAUGUAACAUUAAAACCAUUACCUGUAAUCGACUUAAAAGUUAUAAGUAGUGGUAAUACAAAUGGAAAUAAUUUGAAUGAAGAUGGAGGUGGUGGUGUGUUACAAUUAACAUGGAAAGCUGAUGCAAUGAGUUGGCAAGAUGCAUAUCAAGUGAGCUAUGCAGAAGUUCUUACAGGUUCUCUAUCAUCUUCUUCAUCUGCUUCCGAUUCUCUGAUUGUAUCAUCAGUAUUAUCAUUGGGGAAUAACCUUAAUCAAUCACUAAACGGUUCCUCGCGACAACAAUCCACAUCAUCAGCUGUAGCAUCAGCUGCUAUUACAGCAACAACUUCUACCGAUAGUAAUGUUUUGGUAGUUCAAGCUACUAGAGAGUCAAUUGAAGAUCCAUCAACCCCUAUUGAAUGCACAUUGGAAUCAUUAUUACCAGGUCGUAAUUACUCUAUAUCUGUUAAGUCGCUUAGUUCUGGUGUUGCUUCUAACGAUACAGUUGUCUACCAUACAAUGAAACCAUCAGCACCAAUUAUAGAAGAUUUAAGACCAACAUUAGAUUAUGGAUUAAAUGUUUCAUGGAAAACAGAUGUCAAUAGUCGACAAGAAACGUUUCAAGUGGUACUUCGUCGUAAUGAUACUGAUGAUAUACCAACUGUAAGGAUAACUAAUGAAUGGCGCAUGGCCUUAAGAAAUUUAUACCCUGGAGCAGCUUAUCAACUUAAAGUAUUUGCCAUAAGUCAUGGACUUUUAUCUGAACCUCAUGAUUACUUUCAAGCUGUUUAUCCUAGGCCUCCUACUGAUCUUCAAGUAGAGAAUAUAACUGCUGCCUCAAAUAUUGGGUCGAACUCUGUUUUAUUGAAAUGGAAUGGCCCUACAGCUGAAGGCUUGUUCACUGAAUAUUCUAUUAAAUAUCGUACCAUUGAUUCUAAUGGUGGCCAACAACAAUGGAUUAGGUUACCUGGAGUACAAACAACUGAGGCAGAAAUCGCAGAUAUGGUGGCUGGACAACGAUACACAAUUCAAGUUAACACCCAAACUUAUGGAUCUUUGGAGUCUCCAUACCCACUGCUAGUUAAUUAUACAAUACGGCCAAACCCUGUGAGUAACAUAGCUUUGCUUGUGGAUGCUACAAACUUGACUAUACAAUUCCCUCGCCCAGAAGGUUUAAUUGAUUACUAUUCUGUUGAGUACAUACUUCUGAAGCCACCACCACUAGCAGAUCAAAAUCAAACUACUACCUCUAUUAGUUGGACUACAACAGCUACAACUUGGAGUAGUAGCAGUGUUGGUACAUCUUCUAGCGGAUGGAAAAACUUUACCGAUUCUGGAUAUCCUAAUGGAUCUAGUGGAACUAUUUUAGUGAAUUUGGGUUUAGAUGAUUUAAUAGCUGGUGCAGGUUAUGGGUUACGAGUACGUACAUGUUCACAUUCUAUGUACAGUGAUCCUGUCAUCCUGGAAACACAUACAAUGCCAUUGAUUUUAUCUGAAAUAUUGGCUGUAAAUGAUCAGCAACUUGCCACUGACACAUUGACCUUGCGGUAUACUCCUACUCCACAAACUGCUAGUCGUUUCAUUAAAUACCGUUUUCAACUAGCAGAAGCUAGUCAUCAAACAAGCACACAAUCUACAGCGUAUCAAUCGUCUACUAUCACUCCUUCAGAUCCAGGAUCUGGAAUAGCAUCUACAUCAUCUACAGGAUCAGUGUUUAUUGCUGAAAAAUGGGCAUCAGAUAAUGAAUGGAAAGUUACUUGGCACUCUUUAGUCCCUGGGCGCUUAUAUGAUAUAACUGUAUGGACUGUAUCAGCUUAUGGAGUUCUAAGUCAACCCUUGCGUCGUCAAGAUCGUCUUUACCCAGAACCAAUUACUGAUUUAAAUGCCACUCUAAUAACCCGUGAUUCUGUAAAUCUUGUAUGGACACUACCCCGUGGACAAUAUGAUGCAUUUGAAAUUGAAUAUUUAGAUAUCGACGCUACAAUUAUCACUACAGCUUCUUCUAUUGCAAAUUCAUAUUUAUCCUCUAAAUCAUCCUCAGACGGGGGAGGAGGGUUACUCAUACAAAACUUGACUGAUAAACCAUGGUUUUUAGUGCAAGGUCUUCGACCAUUUCGUAAUUAUACAUUCACUGUUGUUGUGCGAGCUGGCGGUGGAGGAUCUUUAGGAUCUUUAUCUCAACAACAAAUAUUAAACAGUGGCGUAGGAGGCUAUGCAGCAGCAUUGUUAUUGAGACGUUCAGUUCCAGUAUCUGGUACUUUUAGUACAUUGGACUGGGUACCAGGGCGUUGUGUAAAUUUCCAAGCUGUAGAUGUACAACCUGGGCAUCUUACAUUAGAGUGGACGUUACCAGAGUCUGAACAUAAUGGUAUACUUUUACGCUAUGUGGUUUCUUGGACUGCUAUAACAACUUCGUCGUCAUCCGAUGGUAUAUCUGCGUCUACUAAUACUGUGGUUCAGUUGAAUGGUGGUGAAGAAGAAGAAAAUAUGUUGGGAUUAGGUAUAAAUAAUUUACUAAGUAGUGGAGGUUUAUUAAGUGGUCAGCCACCUUUAGGAUCUGAAAUUGAAGUCAGUGAUACAACUAAAACAUCAUAUUUCGAGCCAUGGAGAAAUAGAGCAACUGUUAAAGGUCUAAUACCGGGUCGUCAAUAUGUAUUUAACAUAAGUGGCGAAACUCGUGUUGGUCGUGGUCCUGUAGCUAGUUUGGAGCAGAGAAUGCCAAUUUUAGCACCACCUAAACCAAGUGCCCAAGUUGUACCAACUGAAGUAAGUCGAACCACAAAUACCAUACAAGUACGUUUCAGAAAGAAUUAUUUUGGAGACCAAAAUGGCCGAGUGAUAGCCUAUACUUUGAUUGUGGCAGAAGAUGAUUCUAAAAAUGCCAGUGGUCUUGAGAUGCCCAGUUGGCAAGAUGUACAAGCAUAUACAAUUUGGCCUCCUUAUCAGGUUCUUGAUCCAUAUUCCCCAUUUUCAACAAACAAAACUGUGGAAGAUUUUACAAUUGGGCAAGAUACACAUUGUAAUACUAAUUCCAUAAGUGGAGGGAAAUUAUUAUCAUCGCAAUAUUGCAAUGGUCCACUAAAACCGGGUACAAUUUAUCGUGUUAAAGUACGCGCAUUUACAGCUAAUGACAAAUUUACAGACACUAUGUUUUCAUUUCCUAUACAGACAGAUCAAGACAACUCAUCAGCUCCAACAUCAGCUACAGCCAUUGUGUUGUCAGUUGUAGUAGGAUUGCCUGCUGCUUUUAUUUUAAUUGCUGUUUGUGCUGCAUUAGCCACUGGAAGUGGCCGAAGUCGUUGGUUCUUGUGUGGUAGUGGCAAGAGUAGAAUAAUGAAGAGUUCUGUUGGAGGUGGUAAAAGACAAGCAGGGACAGGUCAACGAAGAAUCACAGGAGGGAAAUUUCUAGAAAACUCAUCAACUAGAAACUUAAACGGUGGUGGUCGUGGUGGUGGCCGUGGAGGUGACAUGUUAAACUCCUCCAGUGUUCAACAACAACAACAACAACUGUCAUGUGAUUUACAAAUAAGUCGGCCUGUACGAGUGGAUAGAUUUGGGGAACACUACGCUCAAAUGUCAGCUGAUUCUGACUUUCGAUUUUCUGAAGAAUUUGAAGAUUUAAAACAUGCAGCAGCUGCUGCAGCUACUAAUGGGGGUACAACAACUACAGCGGCUGAUUUACCAUGCAAUCGUCCUAAAAAUAGAUUCACCAACAUUUUGCCUUAUGAUCAUAGCCGUUUUAAGUUGCAGCCAGUAGAUGACGAAGAAGGAUCUGACUAUAUAAAUGCUAAUUAUGUUCCGGGUCACAACAGCGUUAGAGAAUUUAUCGUUACACAGGGACCGUUACAUUCAACAAGGGACGAUUUUUGGCGUAUGUGUUGGGAAAGUAAUGCAAGGAGUAUAAUAAUGUUAACUAGAUGUGUGGAAAAAGGUCGCGAGAAAUGUGAUCAUUAUUGGCCAUAUGAUACUCACCCUGUUUAUUAUGGUGACAAUAUAUGUGUCACUUUACUGAACGACACUCACUAUUCUGAUUGGGUGAUAACUGAAUUUAUGGUUUGUCGGAAUGAUCAAAAAAGAGUAAUAAGACAUUUCCAUUUUACUACUUGGCCUGAUUUUGGCGUACCUAGUCCUCCACAAACACUUUGCCGUUUUGUUCGUGCUUUUAGAGAACGUCACCAUGCGGGUGUAGGAAAUAAUAUUGAACAACAUCAGCACCAACUGCAACAACACCACCGCCCUAUAAUAGUCCAUUGCAGUGCUGGUGUUGGACGAUCUGGUACUUUUAUAGCUCUGGAUAGAGUUUUACAAUCACUCAAUGAUCCUACACAAGUAAAUAAUUAUAUUGAUGUGUAUGGUAUUGUGUAUGCAAUGCGCAAGGAACGUGUAUGGAUGGUACAAACCGAGCAACAGUACAUUUGUAUUCAUCAAUGCAUUGUUUGUAUACUACAACAAAACAGUGGCAAUAGCGAUCAACAAGAACUACUUGAUCAGGAACAACAAGAUUUGGAGCUAAUGAACAAUACGACUACAGCUACAAUGUUGGCUCAUCAUAACCGUGCUUUUGAAGAUGACGAAGGCAUAGCCGAAUCAGGAAUGUAAUUUUAUUGAGCAAAAACCAUGUAUUUUUGUGUACAUCAAUUGCCAACAAAUAUAGACUUACAGCAGUAUUAUGAUAUGACUACUUUGAUA